CUCUGUGAGUCAUGAAUGCCCUAUCCUCAUUUUGUAUGUGGGAAACUAAAAGGAGACUAGCUCUACUGGAACACCUAGGAACAUCAAGAAUUAGGUGCUCCAGUAUCUAGUUUCAGUCACUUCCUGGAAUCCUGAUUUUGAGGUUAGGUGUGUCAGUUUCCUCUCCUGCAGGUGGUGCCCACAGCAGGAUCCCUGGCAUCCCGCAAGCUGAUCAGUGCUGCCAAAGAAACACCGAGGCAGUCUCAGGAAUGUGAAGCUGUGUCCCUGCAGAGGCUAUAGAACCAUUCUCUUGUCUACCUACCAUCUUCCCCUGUGGCUCUGGUGUUCUCUGCUGUGCAGUAACAAAACCUCAACAGGCUGAAGAAUGAACACACAUGCAGCCAAUCUUGGUGAAGGGGCAUAAGUGCUUUCCACGGAAGGGAGGUCUCCUGGGACAGCUGAGGAGAGCCAUCACCAUGAUCCCCGCACUGCUCUUGCUGGGCCUUACAGCCCUUGUUGCUCCAUCCAUGGGUUAUAGUUGCUAUGGUGAUUUAAGUGCUCUUCAAGCCCCCAUGAUCUCUUGUACAGCAGUAAGAGCUCCAGACUGUGCGGCAGGACUUGCCAUGGUACGGAGGACUGCUGAGGCAGAUGUCAUACGCCUGAGGAAAUACGAGAUCCCAAUCAAGAGAGUAGCCAGGAACCUGUGCUUGGAUCCCGCACUCAUCGCAGCCAUCAUCUCACAGGAGAGCCGGGUCGGGCUGCUCCUGGACAACGGCUGGGACCAGGAUCGGCGCAAGUACGGCUUGAUGCAGCUUGGCCGGCAGCAACAGCCUUUUGGAGUGUGGGACAGUGAAGAACACAUAAAUCAGUGCUCAACUAUCCUGGUUCUUGCGAUUAAGGAAGUACGGGCAAGACACCCUACCUGGACCUGGGACCGGCAGCUGAGAGGGGGAAUCUGUACCUACCAUGCAAAAAUGGGCAACCGCCAGGUCUACGAGGAAGACCCAUGUGACAGAGACAACUACUAUGUCAACAGUGUAAUUAGGCGAGCCCAGUACUUUAAGAGACAUGGGUUCUAGUUCAUAAACCCACCCCACCACCAAGCCUCUCCUCCACAUAGCCUAACCCAGUAGUGACCGUAGUACCCAGAGCAGUUCCUGAGGAUUUCUGGCAGGACCAGUGCUGGUGGCAUUGGCACCAGCACCUGGCUCACUCCAGCAAACUCCAGCUCCCAGCUCACUGACAGGCAAGCUCAAUGCUGCCUUCUAGGGGAACUGAGGGACAAGAAGCCACAAGAUCAGGGACUUGGAAAGGCAGACAGGGACAGACCAGCAAUGUUUAAGUGUCAGGUGAGGAAGGUGCCUCUUCUAAACGGAACCUAGGGCUGUUUGUGCAUCCCCCAGGUGCAGACACACAGGCAGCUCUCCUUGGGCAUUGGCUGUGCUUCAUAUGUCCUCCAUCCAUCUCCUUCUCUCUCCUUGGCCAAUAAGGGGGAGAAGCCCCCAGGUUGAAACUUUUCUUCCCCUGGAUCAUUCUAGCUACUAGGCAAUGAAGGGACUUCUUGACAAGCCUCUGGUCUCUGCAUGUUUGUUCUCAUGGCCAACAUUGUGGGGGAAAAUGCUGCACAUGCUUCUAUUAGUCUCCCAAGCCAUGGAGCCCACGGCCAUGGUGGGGCUGGAGAUGUCUUCAGGGUGAAAAGCAGCCUCACACAAUGGGAAAGCCUCUAAUUACAUGUGCCAGAGCAGCCAUUCAAAACACCUUUCCAUUACUGAGCCCUCUUACUGGGAACCAGUCCUGUACCCUCCUCAGGAGCUUUAUUACCUCCUCAACCUUUCCUGCUUUAGCUUUGGCACCUUUAUACUGGGUUUUCUCCAAGUUUCAAAGCAUUUCAGCUUAUCUCUCUGCCAGGAAUCCCAGCUUCUGAUUAGGAGUGAAUUAGCUCUGGGUUUAUAAGCUCUGCUUGAAAGUGUUCUUCAAUGUGGAUAGGUCUGGGUGCAAAUUUAGGUUUACUGAGAAUAAUAGUGAGAAUAAGAGACAAAAUAAAGUUGAAUGUUGAAUCCAAAUUUUUAUUUUCUUUUUUUCCAUGGGACCCAGUG
Messenger RNA from Apus apus (common swift), 2075 nucleotides. RefSeq names its product lysozyme g-like. Gene Ontology annotation, cellular component: extracellular region. The record is from RefSeq and is a predicted model, not a curated record. NCBI's taxonomy places the organism in Eukaryota, Metazoa, Chordata, Aves, Apodiformes, Apodidae. The coding region runs from base 375 to 1058 and encodes 227 amino acids. Gene Ontology annotation, biological process: peptidoglycan catabolic process; defense response to Gram-positive bacterium. Gene Ontology annotation, molecular function: lysozyme activity. The transcript has 7 exons.